Messenger RNA from Nicotiana tabacum (common tobacco), 3268 nucleotides. RefSeq names its product multiple C2 domain and transmembrane region protein 14. The record is from RefSeq and is a predicted model, not a curated record. Lineage: Eukaryota; Viridiplantae; Streptophyta; Magnoliopsida; Solanales; Solanaceae.
UCUCAUACCAUUCUUUCUUCUCCAAUUAACCGGAAAAUAAAACACUCCCAUUAUAAUUUCUUCUCAAAUGGGUGAUUCUGUUUGCACCAGAAAACUGAUAGUGCAAGUUUGCAAUGCCAGAAAUUUGAUGCCCAAAGAUGGACAAGGCACAGCCAGCGCCUUUGUCAUCGUCGAUUUCGACGGCCAACGUCGUCGUACCAAGACUAAGUUCAGAGAUCUUAAUCCCCAAUGGGACGAGCAUCUCGAGUUCUUGGUCCACGACCUUCACUCCAUGCCCUCUGAAACUCUUGAACUCAACAUUUACAACGAUAAAAAAGCCGGCAAGAGGAGUAAUUUCCUCGGUAAAGUUAAAAUAUCUGCUACUACUUUCCUCAAACUUGGCUCUGAAAUUCCUCUUGUCUACUAUCCCUUGGAAAAACGGAGCGUCUUUUCUCAAAUUAAAGGCGAGAUUGGUCUUAAGAUUUGGUACGUAGACGAAGAGGCUCCUCCUCCUCCUCCAACGGAGGAAAAGAAGGAGGAAGUUGCUGCGGCGGCGGCGGCUGAAAAUCCUCCGGCGACACAGGGAGAUGAAAAGCCACCCGAGGAGGCAAAAGAAGAGAAACCCGCGGCUGCUCCUCCUUCUGAUGAAAAGAAAGAGGAGUCGUCGGAGAAGAAGAAGGAAGAGGAGAAGAAACCCGACGAAUCUGCCGAAAAGAAAGAAGAAAAGCCACCAGAGAAUCAGAAAAAAGACGAAGCACCACCACCAACACAGAAUCCACAACCAGAAGUACUGGAGCAUCCUCCGAUAGCUCAACACAAACCUCCUAACAAAAAGCCGAUAACAAAUGAAAAUACAAGCGAACUCAAAGUCCUUCAUAAGAAUCUCUCCAGUAGUGUGGAUCGUCGAACAGGGGCGUUUGAUCUUGUCGAUCAAAUGCCAUUCCUCUACGUUCGAAUUGUGAAGGCGAAACGGGCCAAUCAAGAGCCCGAUUCCUCGGCUUAUGCAAAGCUCGUGAUAGGAACACACAGUAUAAAAACCAAAUCACUCGCGGAUAACAAAGAAUGGGAUCAAGUUUUCGCGUUCGACAAAGAGGGAUUAAACUCAACAUCAUUAGAAGUCUCUGUUUGGGUCGAAAAGAAGGUCGCCGAUGAUAAAACUGAUGAGAAUAGCAUUGGUACGGUGUCGUUUGAUUUGCAGGAAGUGCCGAAAAGAGUGCCGCCGGACAGUCCGUUAGCUCCUCAAUGGUACAGUUUAGAAGGUGUUACCGCCGAUCAGAAUAACCCGCCGGGAAAUGACGUCAUGCUGGCGGUGUGGCUCGGGACUCAGGCGGACGAAGCAUUUAAUGAGGCAUGGCAAUCGGACUCCGGCGGAUUGAUACCGGAAACCCGAGCCAAAGUCUACCUUUCACCGAAGCUGUGGUAUUUAAGGCUAACGGUCAUCCAAACCCAAGAUUUGCAGCUAGGUUCGGGUGGAAGCGNCACCGAGCCUAAGGUUCGGAGUCCGGACCUCUAUGUGAAAGCGCAGCUCGGCGCACAGUUAUUCAAGACGAGCCGAACCACGGUGGGGUCCUCCAGCUCGGCUUCCAAUCCUACGUGGAACGAAGACCUUGUAUUCGUAGCAGCUGAGCCGUUUGAGCCGUUUUUGGUGAUCACAGUGGAAGAUGUUACUAACUGUCAAGUGGUGGGUUAUGCUAAGGUGCAGGUCACGUCCAUUGAUAAGCGUACGGACGAUAAAUCAGAGCCGAGAUCAAGGUGGUUUAAUUUAGUGGGUGAUGAGAAAAAGCCUUAUGCUGGUAGGAUACACGUGCGAGUUUGUUUGGAGGGUGGGUAUCACGUGCUUGAUGAAGCAGCACAUUUAACCAGUGAUGUUAGAGCCACAGCAAAACAAUUGUCCAAACCACCUAUUGGAUUGCUUGAAGUUGGUAUUAGAGGUGCUAAUAAUCUACUCCCUGUGAAAACAAAAGAUGGUACUCGUGGGACCACCGAUGCCUACGUGGUGGCCAAGUACGGACCCAAGUGGGCCCGGACGCGUACAAUUCUUGAUCGGUUUAAUCCGAGGUGGAAUGAGCAGUAUACUUGGGAUGUAUAUGAUCCCUGCACCGUGUUGACAAUUGGGGUGUUUGAUAAUGGGAGGUACAAGCAUGAUGACAAGAAAGAUGUACGACUUGGAAAGCUAAGAGUACGACUGUCGACGCUGGACACGAAUAAGAUGUACAUGGGUACUUAUUCACUUAUGGUGUUGCUUCCUAGUGGUGCAAAGAAAAUGGGUGACAUUGAGAUUGCUUUGAGGUUUACUUGUUCAUCGUGGCUGAGUUUGAUACAAGCCUAUACAAAUCCAAUAUUGCCAAGAAUGCAUUAUGUGCGCCCAUUUGGUCCAGCUCAACAGGAUAUCUUAAGGCACACUGCUAUGAGGAUAGUCACAGCAAGAUUGGCUAGGUCAGAACCUGCAUUGGGUCAAGAAGUGGUUCAAUGUAUGUUGGAUUCAGACACUCACAUAUGGAGCAUGAGGCGAAGCAAGUCGAAUUGGUUCAGAGUGGUCGGGUGCUUGUCUAGAGCGGCCACAUUAGCACGUUGGCUAGAUGGAAUUAGGACAUGGGUGCACCCACCAACCACAAUUUUGGUGCAUAUACUAUUGAUAGCCAUUGUGUUAUGUCCGCACCUAGUAUUGCCUACAAUCUGUAUGUAUGCCUUCUUGAUAAUUUCCUUAAGGUUUCGAUAUCGGCAACGUGUUGCAAUCACCAUGGAUCCUCGAUUAUCUCACGUGGAUGCAAUAGGUCCCGAUGAGCUCGAUGAGGAGUUUGAUGGAUUCCCGACGUCGAGGCCUAUGGAACAUGUUCGGGUUCGAUAUGACAGGUUAAGGGCACUAGCAGGGAGGGCACAAACACUACUAGGUGAUGUUGCAGCACAAGGGGAGAGGUUAGAAGCAUUGUUCAAUUGGAGGGAUCCUAGAGCUACUGCUAUAUUUGUGGUGGUGUGCUUAUUUGCUUCAUUGCUGUUCUAUGUCGUUCCCUUCAAGGCAUUUGUGUUAGGCUCAGGGUUGUAUUACUUGCGCCACCCUCGCUUCCGCCACGACAUGCCUUCCCUCCCCGUCAACUUUUUCCGCCGACUUCCACCACUCUCCGAUCAAAUUCUUUAGAUUUUGUUUUUACUGCACUUUCCCCGUGGCUUUGUUUUUGUUUUGUAAAACAUGGCGUACUAUUUUUUUAAUUCAGUGCUUUGGUUUCUUAACAAUAUGUGUAUUUUGAUACUUUGCCAAUUGAAAUGACCGUUGGUGUAUUAGGACAAAAUA